Rhododendron vialii is the source of this 841-nucleotide messenger RNA. RefSeq names its product small ribosomal subunit protein uS17-like. Gene Ontology annotation, molecular function: structural constituent of ribosome. The record is from RefSeq and is a predicted model, not a curated record. Gene Ontology annotation, biological process: translation. The coding region runs from base 112 to 591 and encodes 159 amino acids. Gene Ontology annotation, cellular component: cytosolic small ribosomal subunit; ribosome. NCBI's taxonomy places the organism in Eukaryota, Viridiplantae, Streptophyta, Magnoliopsida, Ericales, Ericaceae. The transcript has 6 exons.
UAAACGUUCUCUACCUCAAAGUUGCUCUCCCUCUGCUGCUGCGUUUUCGAGCCUCUCUCGCACUUCCUCCUCCCAUCCCAUCCUCCUUUCUUCAGCUCCCCGCACUCAACCAUGGCAGAACAGACGGAGAAAGCUUUCCUCAAGCAGCCUAAGGUGUUCCUUAGCUCGCAUAAAACAGGAAAGGGGAAGAGGCCUGGAAAGGGAGGCAAUCGGUACUUCAAGAAUGUUGGCUUGGGGUUCAAGACUCCCCGAGAAGCAAUUGAUGGAACUUAUAUUGACAAGAAAUGCCCCUUCACUGGGAAUGUGUCAAUCAGGGGUCGUAUAAUCUCUGGAACCUGUCACAGUGCCAAGAUGGUGAGAACAAUAAUUGUUCGACGCAACUACCUCCAUUAUGUCAAGAAGUACCAGAGGUACGAAAAGAGGCAUUCUAACAUUCCAGCUCACAUAUCACCAUGCUUCCGUGUGAAGGAGGGAGACCAUGUUACUGUUGGCCAGUGCAGACCAUUGUCAAAGACAGUGAGGUUUAAUGUGCUGAAGGUGAUUCCAGCUGGUUCUUCUGGUGGUGGGAAGAAGGCAUUUACUGCGAUGUGAGUUUUGGUGGGAUUAAUUUUCUUUAGUGCUAAUCUAGCAUGUGGCAGACCUUGGCAUUAGAUUGUGUUAUGUCAGUUCGAAGGCACUUUUCCCUUCUAUUUUUGAUUGGAAGUUUUGAAAAUUUGUACGUGGCCAGAUUUUGGUCUUGAGUAAAUGGAUCAUUUCCGACUUCCAUCAGUAGUAGUACACUUCCUUGUGCUAUGGUUGUGAAAUUUGUUUGUUUUGCCUGGUAAUAUGAAUGUGUUACGAA